Messenger RNA from Saccostrea echinata, 1041 nucleotides. RefSeq names its product multiple epidermal growth factor-like domains protein 11. The transcript has 9 exons. Bases 1 to 1041 code for a protein of 346 amino acids. NCBI's taxonomy places the organism in Eukaryota, Metazoa, Mollusca, Bivalvia, Ostreida, Ostreidae. The record is from RefSeq and is a predicted model, not a curated record. Gene Ontology annotation, molecular function: scavenger receptor activity.
AUGAAAACAUACGAUAUAGGUCAGAGCUCUACAGCUAAAACAGUAUGGUGGAUAGUAGACCUCGGUGGAAAUCACAGCAUUUACAGCAUCAUUGUGGUCUUUAAAAACUACAAAGAAUAUGAAAUGAGACAAAGAGGUCGUUUUGCUGGAUUUUCUCUCUUCUUGUCCAAUACUCCUCACAAAGAGGACGGCCACCUUUGUUACAAGAACUCACUUCCAUUACCUCCCUUGGAUUUCAAUACAACGUGUAUUGGAUAUGGUCGUUACGUCAUCUAUUACAACGAAAGACUGGACGGAGUUACUUACCCUGAGGGAUAUCAAAUUCAGAAUGCGUACACAGAAUUAUGCGAAGUGAAAGUGCAAGGGUGCUCAGAAUCAGGACUUUAUGGCACUAAUUGUACAAAAACUUGUCCAAUCAACUGUAAAAGGCAGAGAUGUAAUAUUAUCAACGGAACGUGCCUGGGUUGUGUGCCUGGGUAUAUGGGAGAGCUGUGCGAAAAAAAGUGUUCAUGGGGAUGGCAUGGCGUAGAUUGUAAAAAAGAAUGCACAGGACAUUGUGCAAGAAACACUUCAUGUAAUCAUCAGACCGGAAAUUGUAACGAAGGGUGUGCAGGUGGAUGGAUGGGACAGCUUUGUGAUAUACAGUGUAAAAGCGGAACCUAUGGUCCUGGAUGUAUUCAUAACUGCAGUGGACACUGUCUUAAUGAUGCAUUCUGUAAUGAGGAAAAUGGAAUUUGUGAACUGGGUUGUAAUGCAGGAUAUACUGGAAUUCUCUCGUGUUCUAGUGGAUUCUUUGGAAACAAUUGCACAUGUCAAGAUGGGCAUUAUGGUGACAACUGCACUAAUGUAUGCCCAACAAACUGCACUCAAACAUGUAACCAUAAAAAUGGAUAUUGUACUGAAGAAAAGGUUAAAGAGGAAAGCAUCAAUAAAAUUCAUGAAAAGGAUGGAGAUUACACUGAAGGAAACAAGUUCUACAAUGGAAUUGAUACCAAGAAACCCGUCGACAAAACGUACAUAUUUAUGACUUACCUCAGUUAA